AUGAAUAAAACAUCAACAUUAAAAUCUAAUUUGAUUGCGGAAAAGUGUCGAGCAAUCCUUCGAGAACGUUAUUGUAAUCGUACUCAUGAAUAUGGUACUUUUUCACAACAAAGAUGUUUACCAAACACAUACAAACACUGUUAUUCACCAUGUAUUGUCAAUAAUCAUCCAACACCAAUUAAAUGUUAUGGAAAACAACCUUAUUGCAAUACAAUAUCAGUCAAUGAUUGUUGCAUUGAUGUAAAUACUGCUCCUAUGAAACCUAUUUUAAAUAAACAAACAAGUCAUAUUCAAUAUUUAUCAAUACCAUCAGAUAAUUGUAUACAAAUGAUUACAAAUUCUAUACUUAAUAAAGUUCGAUAUAAAAUUUCUCAUGAAGAAAUAUCUCUUUUAUAUUGUUGUCUUCCAUCAUUAAUUCGACAAAUAAUGUGUAAAAGUCCAUGGUUAACACCAAAUGAUCUUAUUCAAUGGUUAAGUACAGAUAUUAUAAAAGAAGCAAUGACUGAUUUCGAUGAUAAUAAUCUUCCGAAAAAAUCAUCUACACACGAUCAUGAUAAUUUAUCAUUAUCUGAAGAUAUAAAAUCUCAACAAUCAAAAUCUAUUCUUGAUUUACCUAAUAAUAUUAUUCCUAAACAAUUAAAAAGUAAAGGUUUAUCAGAAUCUCAACAUUCAUUUAGUAGUCAACAAAGUGAUGAUCUUCAAUCAAAUAGUUAUAGUUCCACUAGACUUCCAUUACGAGAUAAUCAAAAUAAUCAAGAAAAUGAAAAAAAUACAAUCAAAUCAAAAAAUAUUGAAUCAGAUUUAUCUAUGAAUACAAUUAAUUCAAAAAAUAUUAAAUCAGAUUUAUCUAUAGAUACAAUCAAUUCAAAAGAUAUUGGAUCAGGUCGUAAAUUACAAAUAAAAAAUCAAUCAGCACCUGUUCGUAUUGAAUAUCCUGGCACAAAAGAUCCAAAAACUAUUCAAAAUGUAAAACAAUGUUUAGAUUUUUAUCAUAAAAUACGAGAAUAUUUUGAUGAUGAUGUAGCUGCUAUGCUUCUUAAAUGUUGUUUAUGUUAUGGCGAUUGUUCAGGAAAACGAUAG
This is a messenger RNA of Adineta steineri, 1080 nucleotides long. The record is from the annotation of a GenBank genome assembly. NCBI's taxonomy places the organism in Eukaryota, Metazoa, Rotifera, Eurotatoria, Adinetida, Adinetidae.